AUGCCCUUUGGUCUCUGCAACGCCCCUGGCUGUUUCGAGCGCCUGAUGGAGAGGGUGUUGGAGGGCCUGCAGUGGAAGACAGCGCUCGUCUACAUCGACGACGUCAUCGUCUUUGGGAGCACCUUCGAGGAGGAGCUGGAUCGGGACGGCGUGUGCACCGACCCACAGAAGGUGGCAGUGGUGGAGAAGUGGCCCGUUCCCACCAAUGUGGUGGAAGUCAGGCGCUACCUGGGCCUGUGCACGUACUACCACCGCUUCAUGCAGGACUUCGCCAGCGUGGCAGCCCCUCUCCACCGGCUCACCAGGAAAGGGGCGUGCUUCCUGUGGGACGAGGCGUGCCACGCCGCGUUCAACGGCCUGAAGAAGGCACUGGUGGAGGCACUGGUCCUGCCUUACCCGGACCCGAAGCUUCCCUACCUGUUGGACACCGACGCCAGUGCCGAGGGCGUCGGGGCGGUCCUGUCACAGGUGAAGGACGGAAGUGAGCACGUCGUGGCCUACUACAGCGCCAAGUUCAGUAGACCUGAGUGCAACUACUGCGUGACGAGGAAGGAGCUGCUGGCGGUGGUGAAGUCUCGAGCACUUCCACCCGUGCUAGCGGGCGUCGCUGAGGGGGAUGACAAGUGGCGUAAGGCGCAGCGUGAGGACGCUGAUCUCGCUCCCAUCAUCCAGUGGCUCGAGGCUGGCGGGGAGCGCCCCGGCUGGGAGGCAGUGGCGGUGGAGAGCCCCGCCACCAAGUGCCUAGUAGAUCAGUGGGAAACUUUGCGAGUAGACAAGAGCGGUGUGUUAGUAAAGCGCUGGGUGGCGUUGAGCGGCGUGGGUGGUAAUGCGUGGGUUGUGUUAGUGCCCCGAGCCUUGCGCGCUGAGGUGCUGAGGGAGUUACAUGCCGGACUUACCAGUGGCCACUUGGGCGAGAAAAAGACCCUGUGCCGUCUCCGUCAACGCUUCUACUGGGUGGGAAUGCAAAGUGACGUGUCCGAGUGGUGUAGAGUGUGUGACGUGUGCAGUGCAAAGAAGGGCCCCACCAAGAGAAACCGAGCUCCGUUACAGGUGCACUGCGUGGGGGCGCCCAUGGAGCGGGUGGCCGUGGACAUUGCCGGCCCGCUGCCUCUCACGCCACGGGGUAACCGGUACAUCUGUGUGGUGAUGGGCUAUUUCACCAAGUGGCCCGAGGCGUAUGCACUCCCUAACCACGAGGCCGAGACCGUGGUGGGCGUGCUGUCUGAUAGCAUGGUGGAGCACUUCAAUCGGACCCUUGCGCAACAGCUGGCCAAGUAUUGCGGGGAAGGCCAAGAAGACUGGGACGUCAAGCUGCCUGCUAUGCUGAUGGCGUACCGGUCCGCUGUGCAUGAGGCAACGGACUACACACUCGCCCGCCUCAUAGCCCCUGGAGGGGCCGACACGGUGGUGGCAGCCCUCUCGGCCAUCACCGACCAGAGGCGCCGGGGACGAACGCGCCCGUCUGUUGUCCACGUGGACCGGCUGUGGCGUUACCACGGUCCAGGGCGCUACUCCUGA
Molecule: messenger RNA, 1518 nt
Organism: Eriocheir sinensis (Chinese mitten crab)
Lineage: Eukaryota; Metazoa; Arthropoda; Malacostraca; Decapoda; Varunidae
Exons: 5
Coding region: 1-1518 (505 amino acids)
Molecular function (GO): nucleic acid binding
Source: RefSeq, a predicted model, not a curated record